GGUGGCGAGAUUACAGCCCCGCAAGGAGGAGCAAGAUUCCAACAUACCCUACGUGAACGAAUCAGGUUCUCAAAUAGAAACGUGAUGUCACCUGGGAUUUGUCCGGACCAUGUUAUACGUAAAUUGGUUUACGUCGGAAAUGUUAAAGCAUUGCAUACCACUCAUGAGUCUCCUCUAUAUAAAGAGACUUCAAUAGCAAAAGUUGUUUCUCAAGAUGAAUAGCAGAGUUUUCUCUGAUGUAACCAACUUUUUUGAUCUCGUUUUUAUCUGAUUGUAACGAUGUUCUUAAGGAAAACUCUUAAUUAAAUAAGCGAAACCACAUCCAGAGCUGGAAUAGAGUGUGAUAUUUCUCUUUCACAAUCGCAUUAGAAUCUAGAAUAACUUUAAUAGGUGACGACAAGCUCAUACUUCUGGCCAGUCUUGACAUCAACGAGAACAACAAAGCCUUUUUUGUAUUUCUUUCUGAGUGACUGUUUUUCGAAGAGUGGUUGAGCUAGUUGGCUCCAAUGUUUCUAUGAGUAAGUAAGAACUCAUAAAUAUACCAUGGUUACUAUGAGAGUGUUUCUUCAAGAGGUAUUUUGGUACUAUAAUAAUUUGGAAUCGGAAUAUCUGUAAGUUUGUGCCAUCAUAAAUCGUAUUCUACAUACAACCAAAUUCUGGUGAUGAUCUCUUGCCAAGAGGUCUUCUACAAUUAUAUGAAAUGAUGAAUAUGCAAGCUUUGGUACGGUUAAUAUAAUAUAUAUAUAUAUAUAUUGAUUUUUGACAUUUUGUAUUUUCUUAUUUACGGUGUGAUUAUUUCCUUUAAUUGUUUCGAAUUUCCUUUCUUCUUUUCCCUUUUUUCUAAAUAUUAUUAGAAACGUUAUCAAAAGAAAUUAAACAACGGUGUAAAUGUUAAUAGAUCUUAAAUAUCAAUUCACAUAUUCCACUAGAAAAUAGCAUUAUUUCCAAAUUAGGGUUCAUCGAACGUUACAUCUGCCAAAAGAGGGCUUUAAACUUUUUCAUUGAUGUCGGCAGAAGGGCACAAGAACUCAAUCAAUACAUUGAAGAUCAGUAGGUAAACCGAUAAAAUCGAAUUAGGGUUUAUCCGUUUUGUGAGAUUCGAUGGGUAUCGUUGCUUCCAAGGCAGAUCACAACACUCCUUUGCUGAAUCUGUGUAGAGAGAGGAAGGAACUGAUCAGAGCAGCUAGAGAUGCUCGUUACCACUUAGCUAAAUCUCAUCUUCUUUACUUUCAAUCUCUUUUGGAUUUCACUAACGCUCUUAAUCAGUUUGUGCACAAGGACUUGAUCGUGAUUCCAUAUUCGGAUGACGAUUCGUCUAGCGGGUUGGAGUGUUCUGGUUCAUCAGAUUCAGAUUCGGAGUCUGAUUCAGACUCUAACUCUCAUUGUUUAGCAUGUGAUGAAUCUCAAGUAGUUCCUUUGAGCAAGGAUGAUGAUCAAAACCCGCAAAAACCCUCGUCUGGAGAGGAUGCUUGCGGCUCAAGUAACAAUGUUCAUGUAGAGAAGUCAAGUGAAGGUGUAGGGUUUGUGGAGAAAGCGCCCGUGAUAGCUCCGGUUAAAUGUGAGAAGAGAGUUUUGGAGACUUUUCCUUCUAGUAACCAGCAGAACAGUUUCCAUGGUCACGAUCCAUUCGGUUUGUACGAUUUCUUGGCUAACACGGAGCUGGUUUAUACUGAACCUGAUCAGAGGUAUGAGACUGAGAGUGAUGUAUGGAGAGAGAUUAGGGAGAGAGAAGGGAUCCCUGAUUUGGAAUCCGAUAGUGAUCACAGCAGUCUUGUAAGGAAGAAGAAUGUUCAAGAAAGCUCUUCAACGGCUAAAGACGCAGGGGAAGUUGACAAGAGGGAAGUGAAUAUUAGUGAUGAAGAAAACUCUUCAACUGCUAACGUUGUAGGUGAAGUUGAUAAGAGUGAUACUGAAGCAAACACUAGUAAUGGCAAGGCUGAUGAUGUCGAUGAAACGUGCACGCAAGAGAAGCAAACAAGUCCAGAGACUGUUACUGAAGUGACAAGAUCAGAUGAGGAGCUUAGUGAUGAAGCAUAUGAGUCUAGUUCUUCUUCUUUUUGUUCAGGUUCGGGUCAUAGUGAUCUUAGGAACGUAGUAGAAAAGAUCAAUAGUAUAAGCAAGAAAGCUGCGAGUAACAGUGAAGUCUCUGAUCUGCUUGAAGUGAGUAAAGUCAUUCCUCAUCAACCAUUAGGAUCCCAAUUCAAGGAACUUGCUUCAAGGUUACUCGGUAGUUCCAAGAGUUCGACUCGUGCUUUGCUCUUAAGACGUGGCUUGCCCCAAGAUAACCUCGCCGUUUCGCUUUCCAUGACACUAGAGAAGCUUUACGUGUGGGAAAAGAAACUUCACGCAGAAGUUACAGCCGAAGAAAAGCUUAGGGUUUUGUACGAGAAAGGGUACAGUUUUCUAAAGAGCCUCGAUCAAAACGGAGCAGAGGCCAGCGAGAUUUACGAGGCCGAAGCUGAGGUUAAGCUUCAUUUAUCCAAGGUUAAUGUUUCGGUUCGAGCGGUUGAGACAGUUUCAAUGAGGAUUCAUAAGAUAAGAGACGGAGAGCUUUCGCCUCAGGUGAACAAGACCAUCAAUGUGUUCAAAGAGAUGUGGAGACUCUUGGCGAAAUGUCACCAUAAGCAGUUUCAAGCGAUCACGAGAAGCAAGUCUUGCGUCCACGUGGUUGAAAAAGGAUCUAGGAAAGUGACGCUCAAGGUCGAAGAACAGAUGAGAAGAUUUAAAGAGUCUUUGAGAAGCUACAUUGAUGCACACAGAGGUUUCGUUAGGUUCUUAAACGAGUGGCUUAACCGAAACAUCAUGGAGGAGGACGACCAAACAAAGACAGACGCUCCUGAGAUAUUUAGGGUAUGUAGUGAGUGGCUAAGAGAGAUUGUGAAUGUGGAUGAAGUCAAAGUGUUGAGUGCUGUUGAAGAAAUGGAGCUGAGGUUUCGAGGUUUAGGGUUUAAGCAAUUAGAGGAGGAGAAACAGAGGUUGAGAACCGAGAGGUUGUGUAAGGAGCUGGAAACGAAGACUAAGGAAGUGGAGGAGAGUUGGGGAACGCAGGCUGAGGAGGUGAUGGGACCGGAACUGCUGUCGUUGAGAGAGAGUGCGACUCACGAAACAGAAAAGCAUGAGGGAUUGAUCAGAGAGAUUAACGACGCCGUGUCAAUGUCUUUGCAAGAGUGUUUGGUUCAUGUCUUUGAGGCCUUGGAGGGGUUUUGUUUUGGUAAUUUUAAGGCAUAUCAGAACAUUAGAAUCGUUUCGACAGAAACAGAAACUCUGUUAUUGUAAUCAUAGAAACAAAUAUGUAAAUAAAGAAAAUAAAUAAUUUUUCAUGCGAAUCUAUAUAGUAAUGUCAAACUCUAAACCGACGUCAAGAGAUUGUUCCCCCGACAAUUCUCCAACACUCAAAAUAAAGAUGAUUUUUGUUAAUUUCUAGUAUGUAUGGUUGUAUCACAACAUAAUCCCAUCAUAACAGCCAUAUGACAAGUCAGUAAUAUUUUGAAUGUCUUAAGUGCUGGAAAUAUAAAUAAACUAGGAUAAGACCUGCGCAGGGUGAGUUUUUAUGAUAAUUAUUUAAAACAUAUAGUAUUGACAAAUGAUGUCACGUCACUCGGUUUACUUACAGCUCUGGUAUAGGUUUGGUUGGGUUUAUUUGGGUCUAAGAAAAUCUUAACUAUGCUCAACCCAAAUUAGUUUGAUUUGGUUCAGUUUUACUUAGGUUUGAUUUGUGUUCGAUUUGGUUUUAGUUUGGUUUGAUUUGUGUUUAGUGCGGUUUAAUUUGGUUUUGUUUGUGUUUGUUUAUUUCAGUCGAUUAGUUUUCCUUUUGUAAUUUUGUUCUACUUCAGUUACAAAAAUAUAAUUUAUAAGAACAUAAACAAAUCAUCAUUUGACACUAAAUCAUUAUUUUCUUCACAUUUAAUUUUAAAGCUAAAGAUUUAAUCCUAUAAUUUUGUAUUAUUAUAUUCAAACCUAAUAUAACUAAGUAUAAUAAAUAGAUUUUUGAUUUUGAUGUUAAUGUAUGAAAUAUAUAUAUUUUUUAUUUUUAACUGUGUUUAUUUUAUUCAUUUAAAAGUAAAAUGUAUAAUUUUUUUAAUCGUUUAAGUUUUUUUUUUACUUUCGAAUAGAAACUUUUAAAAAACUAACUUGCAGCCUCUUGACCAGUAUAAGGACCCAGCCAACUUGGUGCAAAGCAGUUGACGAAAGAGGAUCCAAAUACGCGUGAUCUUCCACUUUUAGCAAUGAUUAAAUUUAUUAAAUCUUAAUAUUAUUAUCAUGUUUAACUAAUAUAAGUAAAAACACUUCACUUGGGCUUGGUUCAGUUUAAAAUGAACCAAAAUAAACCAAUUUGAUUGAUAAAAUCUUAAUCAAAUAGUCUAGACAUAUACUUUAGUUUUUAAUCUGUUUGAAUUCGGCUGGGUCAGUUUGAUUUGAUUCGGUUCAUUUUUUUUGUCCACACUAUUAACUAAUGUUCUGAAUAAUACAAUUGAAUAAAAAUGAUCAAUUGUAUAGUAGCUUAAUAACAUUUAUUAUAAGAUUUGGUAUAUAUAUUUGAAAAGAUGCGCAAAUUAAAUUUUGGAGAAACUACUGCAAAAAGGGUCAAUCGAUGCAUGCAUGCAAUACAUGAACUUUUCAUUAUAAUAAAAACUUCUCAAUUAUUGCAAUCAAUCUAAAAGAAGAGGUUGCAGUAUUUAUUAUACAAAUCUUACGAUUCAUUAUUUAUUAUACAAAUCUAUACUUACAGUAUAACAAUUAUUCAAUAAUAUUUUAUGGAAUAUGGAAUAUAUGUGAAUUUUUCAAAAUUUUAAAAUUCCAACUAUGAAUGAUCCAUAUAAAAGUAUUUUUCACGUAUAAAAAAUAUCAUUUGGCAAAAAAUAUAUAUUUGAUGUGAAACUAUAUAUAUAGUAAAAAAAUGUUUGAAUCACACACUUCUAGAUUCAAGUAAUAAGCACUAUAUACAUCUUUCGUAUUAAAAAUAGAAUAUAUGUACAUCUGUAUAAUUUAAGAAAGUUUCACUUACGAAAGAUAUUCUUAAAUGUAAUGGUUGCACGUAUAGAAAUAGCAACGAUUAAUAUUUUAUGUUACAACUAUACAUUAACAAAUCACAUCUUUUAUUUCCUAUACAAUCAACUUCUAUUAGAUUUAAGUCUUAAACAGACUUCAACCGUAUGAGAACCAGACGAUUCAUAAUCCACCCCAAACCAUAAAUUACUGGUAAGGUUCCAUAUUGAACCGAUCGAUCCACAAUAAUAUAUACAAUACACUAUGGUAUUCAUGAUUAUGUAGCAAUACACACUAUGGUAUUCAUGAUAACGUAUUAAGUAUAAUAUAUUACAUGUUUAAAAAAUACUUGAAUGGUUGAGUAUAAAAAGAUAAUUAGUAUACAUGUACAUGUGUACAUGAUAUUUUCCAUCAAAGACAAUUAGAUUAUUUUUUUUCAAAGCUUUAUAACUUGUACGUAAUGGCUCCAGAAAAAUUUGAUACAGUUUUUUACAAACGAAUACAUUUGGACUUGAAUUAUUAUAUGUUAAUAUAUAGUUACGCUUACAUGAUACGUAGUAUGCACACCAUCCAUGAAUUAAAGCGCAUGAUAUAAAUAAUACGGUUAUAGGUCCAUCGAAUUGUAUUUCUCGCUAGGGAUGUAUAUUUUUAGAUUAUGCUUUGCCAAAACUCUCUAAAAUUCAGCCAUGUCAGCAAUAAGAGAGCUUAAACAACUGCCGAUGGGGUCUAUUUUUAAUUAGUACAAACUUAAGGUUAUAACUAUUUAAAAGAUUCUCAAUUAAUAUAUAGAAGAUUUGAUUUUUUUUAAAUAUGUGUUGGGUGGGUCCUGAAAGAUUUGAACAAAAAGUAUUCAUUGAUUUUUUUUUUGGUAAACGAAAAGUAUUGCUAAAUUGUAAAUAUCAUUAUGAAAAUGAAAGUUCGGUUACAAAUUUAAUUGAAACCACAAUCUGCUAAAAGCCAAUUUGAUCCUAGUGACCGCAAAAAAAAUAAAAAACCACUAGGAUACAUAGAUAUUAAUUCCAAGUUUCUAACACAGAAAACUUGUAAUUAGUAGGGAAAAGAUCAAGCAAAACAACAAUAUAACCACCCUAAUCAUAACUCUUCUUACUCUACUUGAUAUAAACCAGAUAAAGCAAGAGAAUGGCCAGGGAGAGUUCGGUCAAGAACUCACCGAAGUGGCUCCGAGCAGGCAUCAACAGAAGCGCCUGGCAUACGCCUCCGGAGCUCCGCUGGAGGAGGACCUCGACCAACAAAACCGAGCCAUCUCGACGGAGAGACAAAGGUUCACCCAUAGCAAUGAUGUUUACACGGAAGCUCGAGUUACGGUCAAGCAUGAGCGGUACAACAGGCUCCAACACCGCCCACACGACACAAAAGAUACAUCAAAGACUUCGAAGGAACACUAAGUCAACUUGUCGGAGCUAUGAACACAAGGGCAUGAAGCACAGAAGGAGGCAUAACACUCCUAGAAACAGGCCACCUAAAAGACAAUAGAGAGCUCCGCCUAAAAGACUUCGAAGGAACACUAAGUGAGUCACCACAUCGGAUUGUCCUGAAACCCUAGCAGACAACAUCGGUAGCAAGAAGGAGGGUACAAACACAUCAUCAAAGGAAGCCAUGGUUGUUGUCGCUUGAGCUAAGUGAGAGGUCCCCAACGAGCUCCUCAGUCUCGUCACUUCGUCUCAGACCAUGGGAACAAGACGGGGAAGCUCUAAAGUUGCGGCCGAAGAAGGAGACAGGGGAAAAACAGAGGAGGUUGUAGAACGGAGGAGAAGAGGCAGUGACGCGCUUCAUUCCGGUGAGCCUCCGCGGCAGAACUGACCCAGAAUCACCACUAGUCAAACCCUAGAUCUACCAGGACUACGGCGCCUCCUGCAAGCAUACAGACAGUCACGACCUCGCCCUCUCUCCAGAGACAUUGGAUACACACCCAAUCAUCAAAUUGGUCACCGGAUCUGGCCACAAUCCGAGGAGAACCAGAGAAGGAGGCGCAAGGAGGAAGUGAGUAGGCUUUAGCACAGCAGGGAGAGGAAUUGGAUGAGCGGGGAGAUUAGGGUUGGCGGACCGACGGGAAAGACCCACCGCCGGCCACCUGAGAAAAUCAGAGGAGAGGUAGAGUCGAGGAAGAAAGGAGUCGGCGGAGAGAAAACGAGAGAGAAAAACGACUCUCUCACCUCUCUCUAGAUCACGUAACGACGAAAAGUAUUGAUUGAUUUAGAUCUUGAUCUCGUUGAACGAAUUAUAUAAUCUAACUAAAAUUAAUUAAUUGACCGAGUCAGUAUCAACUAUCAAGAUUCAGCGUUCUUUCUAGGAACCCGGUUCAUUCAUGCAUUCAAUAUUUUUUAUAAUGAAGACUUCAACCAUUAUUGGGAUGAAAUGUUGAGUAAAUUAUUGAGGGCAAUAACAAAGAUAAAAGGCAUGCAAUAGAACGGGCAGACCAAGUGGAAUAUUCUGCACACCAUACUUAACUUCCAAUCAAGAGGUUAAACAUAGUAAUGUCUUACAAUAAGCGACAAAAAUGAGGAUUAAUAAUUUGUAAUCGCACACAAAUAAAUAUAAAAUUCUCCACUAGAAGUCACUAGGGACCUGUGAUGUGAACGUGUUAUUUUCUAGACUUUUCUCACCUACCUACAUCGGCAAAAAACAACUCAUAAUAUUACUAUCUCAAUUGCUGGUUUUCUUUUUUUUUGAGCAACUCUAUCUCAAUUGUUGUAUGUUAACUUAGGCUUUGAAUAUUUACAACCGUCCCGCUCCGCACCGCAGUUAACAGUAACAAAUUUUUUUUACAUAUAUCAUAUAUCUAUACGUUUUUAUAACUGUUAAAACCGCACCGCAGUUGAACCGCUUGUUCCGCACCGCUCAAACCGCAGUUACCAUUCGGAACCUUAAUAUACUGUUAUGAUGAAGAUGUUGUUUCUGAUGAAAUUAUCAAUCAAAUGAGGAGAAUUAAUAAACAGAGGGCAAAUCGGCUAGGAAAAAACAGGAAAAAACAAGUGGUAAAGUUGAUUUUGGUAUAUGGAUAUACUUUUAGCUUAUUAAAAUUUUAGAUAUACAAUUUUUUUUUGAAUAAGUAUCUUAACCGAACUAUACAUACAGUAUUGAAAAUUUUAUUAUGAUUCUCAAAAUUAAGGCUUCGAAUGUUUACAACCGCCCCGCUCCGCACCGCAGUUAACAUUAACAAAAGUUUCUACAUAUACCAUAUAUUUAUAUGUUUUUAUAACUGUUAAAACCGUACCGCAGUUGAACCGUUUGUUCCGCACCGCUCAAACCGCAGUCACCAUUCGGAGCCUAAAAACGAACUGAAACUCCACUACUUCUUAAAUGAAUUAAAAAUUCAUCAAUUUCAAUAUAUUUUUUUAACUAACUCUGUUUGAAAAUUAUGAAACCAACAUAAAUACCUAAAUACCGAAAGCUAUAAUAUGAGCGUUCAAUCAGUUUAGAUUUUUCAAUCUUUGGAUUAGGAAAACUUUGCUGAAAGGAACCCAACAUAACUUGCUUUUAUUCAGGAAUUGAUUGGUUGGUUUUGCUUGUGAGAGUUUAGUUUUUAUGUUUGAUAUUUUUGCUAAAAUCAGUUAAACCAUACGAAAUACGUCCAGGCUGUUUACCAAAAAAAAUGAAGAAAAGGGAAAUUGCAUUGUAUGGCGUUCAAAAAAACUAUAAUUCAUUCCAUAACCAAUUACCCUAAUUCAUCCAUAUGUAGUGUGUCUUUUAUAUAAUAAUAUACUUUUACCCUUGUAUGCAACCGGUAGAACCUGCAACAAAAACAAAUUGUAUUAAUAAUUAUUAAUUGUAAAAGUAACUCCUGACUUUUUAAUAAUCACACAUCCUAUGCAACUAACUUUAUAUUUGACUACUUUUUCAGAUUAUUUUCUAUGUGUCUCAUGUAUCAUGGAACAUGAACUACUUUUUUCUUAACAGAGUAAAUUUAUCUUUAGUAAUUACACCUUAUUAUGUGGCUUCUUGAAAUUUUUUCAUAUGCCAAAUCUGCUAGGAAGUCUUUGCCAUUUAUUCUAUUGAUUAAGUCGUACUCUCUCACACCUGGUGAUCUUGUUCCCAAUCACAUACUUUUACCUACUUCAACAGAUUAUCUAUUCUAUGUGAAACCAUGUGGAAUGGAACAAAAUAUUAUACUAUUUUCAUGUUUUGCUAUUUGGAUUGAAGUUUAUAUUUUUGUUUUGGAUUUAGUGAUCAAUGGUUUUGGAUUUAGUAUGGAUGAUUUUGGUUCACUCUGGUAAAACUGUAGAUAAUUAUUCAUUGUCAGCAUAUGGCUUCUUCGAAAGUUUUCAUAUGCCAUUUGUUAGCAAGUCUUUGCCAUUUGUUCCAUUGAUUAAGUCAUACUCUGUCACACCUGGUGAUCUCGUUCUCAAUCACAUACUUUUACCUACUUCAACAGUUUAUCUAUUAUAUGUGAACCAUGUGGAAUGGAACAAAAUAGUGUACUAUUUCCAUGUUUUGCUAUUUGGAUUGAGGUUUAUAUUUUUGUUUUAGGUUUAGUGAUCAAUGGUUUUUAGUUUAGUAUGGAUGAUUUGGGUUCACUCUGACAAAGCAAUAGAUAAUUUAUUGUCAACAUAUAAACAUUGUGGCUUCUUGGCAUAUGUUAAAUCUGUUAGCAAGUCUUUGUCAUUUAUUCCAUCGAUUAAGUCGUACUCUCUCACAUCUGGUGACUUCGUUCCCAGUCACAUACUUUCACCUACUUCAACAGUUUAUCUAUUCUAUGUGAACCAUGUGGAAUGGAACAAAAUAUUGUACUAUUUCCAUGUUAUGCUAUUUGAAUUGGGUUUAUAUUUCUGUUUUGGGUUUAGUGAUCAAUGCUUUUGGGUUUAGCAUAGAUGGUUUGGGUUCACUUUGACAAAACAGUAAAUAAUUCAGUGUCAGCAUAUAAACAUUACAAAAUUUGAACAAUUUUCUUCAUGAUGUUUUACCUUUUUCUAUUAUACAUGUGUAUUCUAUAUUAUUUUGGGUAUAUAGAAUAGCAAGUAUAUAUCACUCACUUUGUAACAUGUGAUUCUCAUAACGCCACAGAACCAACGACAUUACAAAUUUUGUAGUAACUGGUAACUUAUUAAGAAAAGGGACAGAACCGGAUGAAUUGUGUGUUAAAUACUUGACAUUACAUUAUGUCAAAUUCAAUGCUAAUUACUUAAUUUAUAUAUGAUAUAUGGCUAAUUCACAAAUUAACCCAAAAAAAUACGUCCAGGCCUAAUCAAACUUUCUAAAAUAAAAAAGAUAUCAAAUGCCGCAUAACAAAACCAAAUCUCGCGUAUUUUCAGUGUGAUGCAAACUAGAAGAAACUCAAAAACAAAAAGACAGAUUAUAAGAACUUUCCUUGGUCAAUGUUUGUAACUUGCCUCAGAAAGUCACAGAAACUUCACACUGAAACCUACUAGUAUAUUACUUUUUAUUUUCCAUAAAAAGAAACAGCUGAGUUUACCCUCCUCCUUCCUCCGCGUUUUCACACCAAAUCCCCGUGUGAACAGUCACAUUUUCUAGCAAAAGACAAUAAUAUCCUUAGGUGAUCUUCCCAGAAGAAACCAAAACAAAAACAAAGCUUCCUUCGUCCAGUCCACUACCUAAAAGCUUAGUUGGCUUCCAUGGAUGUUCCUUCUCCGAAACCCCAAAACUCUCUUCCUUUAUAUAUACACAUACAAAAGCCACUCUCAUUUCUACAUCAUCAACUUACAAAACCCAUCUCUCAAAAUUCUCAAUUUCUCUCACUCUAUAGCUCAAAUGGCGACUCCUCAAUCCUCAACCAGACCAACCCACCAAAACCCACAACCCAAUUUCCACGACCUCUUCCCCGCCAUGGCCGGAAAACUCGGAGGAGAAGGUCUAAUCGACGAGCUCUGCAAAGGCUUCGAGCUCCUUAUGGACGGAGACAAAGGAGUCAUCACUUUCGAGAGCUUGCGGCGAAACGCAUCAGCGGUUCUUGGGCUCGGAGAUCUGACGGACGACGAUGUAAGGUGUAUGAUCGACGAAGGGGAUUUCGAUCGAGACGGUGCGUUGAAUCAGAUGGAGUUUUGUGUGCUCAUGUUUAGGCUUAGCCCUGACUUGAUGGAUGCGUCACGCUUUGUCGUUACGGAGGCUAUCGAGGAGGAGUUUGGUGACCGAACACAUAGGCAUUGAUAUCCGUCAGAGACUUUGACAUAAGUUUAACCAAUUCCUUUUAUGUUUUUCUUAUCCGUUCGAUUAUUGUUGCAAUUCGUAUAAAAUUCUUGGAUGUUAUAUAACCGA
Molecule: messenger RNA, 11217 nt
Organism: Brassica rapa (field mustard)
Lineage: Eukaryota; Viridiplantae; Streptophyta; Magnoliopsida; Brassicales; Brassicaceae
Product: nitrate regulatory gene2 protein
Source: RefSeq, a predicted model, not a curated record